Molecule: messenger RNA, 342 nt
Organism: Caenorhabditis remanei
Lineage: Eukaryota; Metazoa; Nematoda; Chromadorea; Rhabditida; Rhabditidae
Exons: 3
Coding region: 1-342 (113 amino acids)
Biological process (GO): vesicle-mediated transport; vesicle fusion
Cellular component (GO): SNARE complex; plasma membrane
Molecular function (GO): SNAP receptor activity; syntaxin binding
Source: RefSeq, a predicted model, not a curated record
AUGUCUUCGAACAAUCAAGGAGAAAGAGAUGUUGAAUCGGGAGCUGGUGAUGUUUCGACAGGAGGAACUUAUAACUCGAAACGCAUGCAAAUGGCUCAAGCCCAAGUCAAUGAUGUCAUCGAUGUGAUGAGAAAUAAUGUGAACAAGGUGAUGGAGCGUGAAGCUCAACUCAACUCUCUGGAUCAUCGUGCUGAUGCUCUCCAGAACGGAGCAUCUCAAUUCCAACAAUCGUCUCGUACUCUUCGUCAGAAGUACUGGUGGCAGAACAUGCGUAUGAUGAUCCUUCUCGGACUCAUCGCCUUCCUCAUCAUCGGAAUUCUCAUCAUCUGGCUCACCAACUAA